Henningerozyma blattae CBS 6284 is the source of this 1032-nucleotide messenger RNA. RefSeq names its product opsin family protein. Bases 1 to 1032 code for a protein of 343 amino acids. The record is from RefSeq and is a predicted model, not a curated record. Gene Ontology annotation, cellular component: endoplasmic reticulum; plasma membrane. NCBI's taxonomy places the organism in Eukaryota, Fungi, Ascomycota, Saccharomycetes, Saccharomycetales, Saccharomycetaceae. The transcript has a single exon.
AUGUCAUCAGCAAACGGUGGUUUCAUCGAAUUUAUUAAAAAAGCUGGUAAUAGAGCUGUUCAUGUAAAUCCUCCUCACGGAGUAGAUAUUCAUCUAACAGAAUCAGGUUCAGAUUGGUUAUGGUCUGUUUACUCAGUCUUUGGUGUAUUGUCUAUCAUGUAUGCUGUUUUCUUCUUUUAUCAAGAAUAUACAAAUGGUACUCAGUUGAUUAGAUAUACCAUGGCAGCUCCAUUUUUAAUUUCUCUUUUCGAAUUUUUCCAAUAUUUCACAUAUGCUUCCAAUUUAGGUUGGACUUCCAUUCAAGCAGAAUUUAGAAGUGAAGAUGUAUCGCGUCCAGUUACCGACCUAUACCCUAACGUUAGACAAAUAUUUUAUGCUAAAUAUGUCGCUUGGUUCUUAUGCUGGCCCAUUCAAUUAUUUUUAGUGGAAUUAGCGGGGAUCACUAUCAAUCAUUCCGGUGAAGUUUUCUCCACUUGGGAAUUAAUCCACUCUUUAUUAGUUCAAAUUAUUGGUUUUGAAUUUUGGGUCAUCUCUUUGUUAGUCGGUUCUUUAAUUCAUUCCACUUACAAAUGGGGUUAUUGGACCAUGGGUAUCUUUGUUUCCUUCUGUAUUUUAGGUGUUCAAGCCAAGAGACAAUUAUUUGAUUUGAAAUUAAGAGGUGUUUCUCUAAUCAUCUACGUCUUGGCUGUCAUUUGUAUCUUAUUAUACAAUGUUUGUUGGGGUUUAGCCGAUGGUGGUAAUGCCAUCUCUCCAGAUGGUGAAGCUGUAUUUUAUGGUAUCUUAGAUUACUGUUGUUUUGCCAUUUGGACUGGCUACUUAUGCUUCAUCAUUUGCCAAUACGGUGAAUGGCCUGAAAUUGAAGGUUAUCAAAGGGAACCAACCCCAAAUGAGUUCCCAGAAAAGAACAUGCCAGUUUCCCCAAGAGCCUCUGGUGAAACUGCUUACGAUACUGAUAUUGAAAAUACCGCUGAUGAAGAAGUUGAACAAGAAGGUGAAAUGACACCAUCUGAUGAAGUUUCUCAACGAGUCUGA